This is a messenger RNA of Hemibagrus wyckioides, 3259 nucleotides long. RefSeq names its product CREB-regulated transcription coactivator 1-like. Gene Ontology annotation, biological process: protein homotetramerization; positive regulation of transcription by RNA polymerase II. Bases 34 to 1809 code for a protein of 591 amino acids. The transcript is spliced from 12 exons. The record is from RefSeq and is a predicted model, not a curated record. Gene Ontology annotation, cellular component: nucleus; cytoplasm. Lineage: Eukaryota; Metazoa; Chordata; Actinopteri; Siluriformes; Bagridae. Gene Ontology annotation, molecular function: cAMP response element binding protein binding.
CGCAAAAGGGUCUGUUUUGGAGAAGAACGGAAGAUGGCGACCUCAAACAAUCCGCGGAAAUUCAGCGAGAAGAUCGCGCUGCACAACCAAAAGCAGGCGGAGGAGACGGCGGCGUUUGAAGAAGUCAUGAAAGACCUGAGCAUUACUCGAGCCGCGCGGCUGCAGUUACAGAAGACCCAGUAUUUGCAACUGGGCCAGAAUCGUGCUCAGGGCUAUGGAGGUUCACUGCCCAAUGUCAAUCAGAUUGGAAAUAGCAACACUGACCUGCCUUUUCAGACUACAGUUUUGGAUACUAGUCGAACCACUCGGCACCACGGCUUGGUGGACCGUGUGUAUCGGGACAGAAAUCGGAUCACUUCCCCUCAUCGCAGGCCUCUCUCGGUGGAUAAACACGGGCGUCAGAUCGACAGCUGUCCUUAUGGCUCAGUGUAUCUGUCACCUCCCCCGGACACCAGCUGGAGGAGGACCAAUUCUGACUCUGCGCUGCAUCAGAGUGCCAUGAAUCCCGCUCAGCAAGACACGUUUGUUGGAGGAUCUCAAGAACUGCAGCCAAAACGAGUCGUCUUGCUCACACCCCCAGAUACAGAGGAGGCCGAAACGGAAAUGGAAAAAGACGAUCAGAAGGCAGCACUACAUCCUAAAUCACAUGAUGUUCCAGGGAUUAACAUAUUCCCAUCCCCUGAUCAAGAAGUCAACGCCACGUUGAUGCCAGCCGCACACAGCACAGGUGGUUCCUUGCCCGACCUUACCAACAUCCAGUUCCCACCUCCUCUGCCCACUCCUCUGGACCCGGAUGACCCCGUGACCUUUCCGGCCCCCAGCACAUCCAGCAGCACGGGCAAUCUGAGCACCAACCUCACCCACCUGGGCAUCAGCGCCGCCAGCCAUGUGGCACCCUCCACCCCUUCACCUGCCGGCACUGCCCUCACGCUCAACAUCGAUGCCCAGCAGCAGCAGCCGUGUCCACAGCAGCUCUCACCUACUCUCUCUCCAACCCUCUCACCACAGAUGCCCAUUUCUCAGCCGAUUGCAAUGGACAGCAUGUCACUGGAGCAGCAGCUGUCGCAGUACUCGCUGCUCAGCCUGCUGAGCGAUCUGCAGAAACAGCAGCAGACACUGCCGCAGAACAUCCGCCUCAUCCAGCUGCCGCCCAUCGCCGUCAGCUCUGCCUCCAGCACGGCCCAGACCUCCUUGUCCAGCCAAUCGCCAACGGCCACAAGCGCACCAGUCAGCACGUAUCGCAAUCAGACUGGCUCUCCAGCCAACCAGUCUCCAACCUCGCCAGUCUCCAACCAGGGCUUCUCGCCUGGAGGCUCGCCUCAACACAUUCCAGUGGUGGGGAGUAUUUUUGGAGAUUCGUUCUACGAGCACCAGAUGGCGUCCAGACAGACCAACGCUCUUUCCCAUCAGCUCGAGCAGUUCAACAUGAACAUGAUUGAGAACCCGAGCAGUUCAAACAGCUUGUACAAUCCCUGCUCCACGCUCAACUACACACAGGCAGCCAUGAUGGGUUUAACUGGGAGCCAUGGCAGCUUGCAGGACACCCAGCAACUGGGCUACAGUAACCAUGGCAACAUUCCCAACAUUAUCCUAACAGUCACAGGCGAGUCGCCACCGAGUCUCUCCAAGGAGCUGACGAGCUCGCUGGCCGGCGUGGGCGAUGUCAGCUUUGACGCGGACUCUCAGUUCCCGCUGGACGAGCUAAAGAUCGACCCGCUGACCCUGGACGGGCUGCACAUGCUUAACGACCCAGACAUAGUGCUGGCCGACCCAGCCACCGAGGAUACGUUCCGCAUGGACCGCCUGUAAAACUGAAGAAAAAAAAAAAAGAAGACGACAUAAAGAAGCUCUCUGACCAGGAGGAGGCUGAAGACUUGCUCAUUGUGCAGCUGCAUGGCCACCCGGUUUUAUCAUUGUGCCCGCGGCCCUCGCUGCCCCUCCCCCUCAUGGCAUCUACAAUAGCAUGCUGCCAACAUCAAUGCCAACGUCUGGGGAAAGGAGGCACUCGAGCACAUAGGUGGACGUGGCACUGCUAUAUCCACGCUGGCUGGUUUCGUGAGGCGGCUAGUUCUGAUCCACGUCCGUUGUGCAAGUGUCUCUAUACCCCUCUUUAGGCCUACAUGUUGAGUUGCUUUUUAAUUAAUUUAUUUUUUUUUGUUUGUUUUCUUCGUUCAGUCUUUCUUGUUGGGUGACUUUCUCAUGUCAUUUCUUUAUUCGGGGUGUGUGUGUGUUGAACCUUAAUAUUGAAACUCCUGACCAAGAUAGCUUUCCCCUUCCUCCAUAAAUCGUUAUUUUUACAUACCUUUUACCUUCCACGUUUCCUCAACUACUUGUUUAUUUACGUUACGUGUUUGUGUUUACGUUCGUAUAUUUUACAGAUGAAUUGUUUACGUAAAGAUACCAUGUGUCUCUUUAGACUGUGCGUUUUGUGUUUUGUGUUCAGAUCUUUAUAUAUUUAAAUUAUUUAUUAAACCCUUUUAUUUAACACUAAGGAGUACUACUCCCCCCCCAUUCUACUUUUUACGGGUUAGGAAGAGCAGCGCCUUUGUGUGCUACUGUACGUACUUUAUUAGCGCAAAAAAACUCUAACAUCUUCAAACUAACAAAAAGCUAACAUCUUCAACAAAAAAACAAAAAAGAAAAAGAUCUGCUCUGCUUGUUUUCUCUCCAUGAACAUUUCUGCAGGUUUUAAUCGCCAGUGUCAAAACUAUUCUUCAUAUCAGUAUUGUAGUGUUUAAAGAGCAACACACGUGUGCUCUCCUUGUCGCUUCUUUCUUCAGCUGCAAAUUGAAAUCGUUAGUGGCGUCUUUGACUUGUCCGUGGCGUUAUAAAAGCCCGUCGUCUUGCAGGGCCCGAAUGAAAUGAUUAAAAAGAAAAGAAAAAAAAAAAGAAGAAAGCUUCAGAAAGCUACUGAACUCAUCACUGUGACCCGACCUGAUUUUGCCUUACGAACAAAAACGAACAAAAAAAAAAAAAAAAGAAAUGCUGUUUUUAAGCUGUCACUGCAACGACGAGUUUUUUAAUCGUCCCGUCAAUCUUUUAUUCUCGUAUCCUUAAUGAGAUCUGAUCAUGCACAAUCAGUGGCAGUAUUGUGUUUUUAUAAAUGCAGUUUUUCACUUAAGUACUGUAUGGCAUGUAGGUUAUGUGUCGAGCUUAAAUGGACGGAUCUGAGCUGCUGGUUAAAAGUAAGGGGAGGGUACUGCUCCUUAUUCAUUGUGGUGUUUACAGCAACGUUGUUGUGUGUGUGUGUGUGUGUGUG